This is a messenger RNA of Bombyx mandarina (wild silkworm), 5813 nucleotides long. It is a transcript of the gene px, whose product is annotated as MAP7 domain-containing protein plexus. NCBI's taxonomy places the organism in Eukaryota, Metazoa, Arthropoda, Insecta, Lepidoptera, Bombycidae. The record is from RefSeq and is a predicted model, not a curated record.
CAAGAUGGCCGCCCAUUUAUGUGGGCGCAAGGACAAUCAGAAAAGUGUUAUCCGUGUGUGAUAUUUCGUUUAUAUUUGUGAUAAUAACGUUAAAUACAACCAUUGUUCUGUGCAUGUGUUUAUUAAAGGUUUUUGUGCAAUAUUAUAUUAGUUAAACGUGUAAAAAAAAUCAUUUAGUGCAAUCAUCAGUUGGAAUUUCAUUACGAAAAAAUGUUCCUUGUUGAAUAGUGAUUAUUUAUUCAGUGAUACAACAGUUUGGUUCGUCAUGACACUCGUUGUUGGAUGAUAAACGUUGUUACAUUGAGGGAUGGAGAAAGCCAAAGCUUACAUAAAGAGUUCGUUGGCGACCAAACCUGAUUCUCCGACGCUGUUGCGCAAGUCCUCUACUCCGGCCCAGGGUGAUGAUGUCCGCGUGUGCUUCGUUUGCGGGGGCACCGGCUUCAGUGAUCACUACACGAUCCGAGUCAAGCCUGAUGCCCAGCAGAGCUCGGAGCCUUACUUCCCGUUUUUGGGCGCGCACGCUCCCCCCACCGGCUACAAGGCUGAAGGCGAUGACGAUGGCACCGUCAAGUGUUGCUGCGUCUGCUACACUUUCCUCCGGCAGCAGUGGGAGCAGUACGACAGAGAGAACAAACCCCACCACCAGAGGUUUUACUGGAUGAAGAGAUUGGACGGAAAACCUUUUAUCGGUGCGGACAUGUCCUUCCAAGGUGAAUACGCAGCGCAAGUGUUAGGACUCUCGAACGAUGCGUCGACUACCCCGGCUCCUCGGGAGGAGCCCCCCGCCGCCUCGCCCCGGCCCACCUCGAGGACUCUAUACCCUACUGACCCGGCGCCGCCUGCAUCCUCACCUUUCAGGAAAGAAGAGAAGGAAACGAAUCAUGUCAAUAAAUUUGUUAAUCAGCGGUUUCCCCCCGCGCCCGAGGAGGAGGGCGUGCUGGACCUGCGGGCGCGCGACCCCUCCGUCAUAUCGGUCGGCUCGCAGCACUCCGGCGCCUCGGAGCCCGCCGGGUACCUGGACGCCGUCAGGUCGACGGUGUCCGUGUACUCGGGCAACUCCAACUCGAGCUCGGACCGCGACAUCCUGGACCUGUCGAUGCCGGACAAGAACUCGAUGACGGAGGUGUGCUACGUCUGCGGCGACGAGUUCAAGCGCGGCACGCUCUACAACCUCAACACCAAGGAGCCCAAGGAUAAAACUUUUCAGGCAAAGCAACCCUAUUUCCCGAUCUUCGGCGAGCAGCACCCCCGGCCGCCGCGCUCCCGGCCCAAGGACGCGCAGGGCACCGUGCGGGCCUGCAGCGCCUGCCACCACCACCUGCUGCAGCAGUGGAACACCUACCAGUUACGAGGGGUACCGGCGAAUGAACGCGUCUACACUCUUCGGACCCGUCCCCCCUCCCUACUGCCUCCUUCCCCUCUAAGCCUGGCCAGUUCCGGUGACAAGAGUCUGGCGGCCCACACCCACUCUCCUUCCUUAGAACGUCCCGCCAGCCAGCCGUCAGUGCCUCCGACGACUGCGACCUUCGUGUGCUAUGUGUGCGGAGUCAGCACCCCCAGCUCUCAGUUGAGGCUGGUGUACUGCUGUCCCAACCCCGAGAGGGAGCCCUACUACCCGUUUAUAACGAGUCUGAAGCCCCACGCUGACGCCAGUCCUAUUAGUCCACAGGGUAUGGUACAGAUAUGCGCGGCGUGCUACAAGAGCAUACCGCACAAGUACCCGGCGUACGGCGAGAAUGGCGAACCCAACCACCAUAAUAAUUCACAUACCAAUAAUAUUAGAUUUAAGCCGUACGAUAUAAAGUCGAGCUCGAGUCAGUCGAGCCGGCGACCCUCCAGCGCGCACUCCGCCAGCCCCCACGGACAGCUCGUCGCCGGGGAGAACGGCAUGGGCCUCUACAGGUGCUACGUGUGCGCGGGGCUGUUCCCGCAGCAGUCGAUGGAGUGGCUGUCCACCUCCGCGGAGUACAUGAACUCGCACGCCAUGCACUUCCCGUGCCUGGGCGCGCGCGGCGGCCGCGUGCUGGCGUGCGCGCGCUGCGUGCGCCACCUCGCCACGCAGUGGGACCUCAUGGACGCCGAGAGGGUGCCGCUCGAGCACCGCAGGUACAACAUACCGUCGCCCUUACCGUCGAACUCGUCAAUGAACGGCGAGCGAGUGAUCCCGACGCCGCCGUCCACCACCUCCGACCGGACCGUCGCCAGCAACAGCACGUGCACGUCCAUCUACUGCUUCCUGUGCGGCCUGCACUCGGACUUCACCCUGGCGCGCGUGCUGUACGGGCAGCCGCAGGGGAACGCGCCCUACUUCCCGUGCCUGCUCACGCACCAGAGCCACCCCAACGCGGAGCAGCUGCGCGACAACGGCUCCGCGCUCGUCUGCACGUUCUGCUACCACUCGCUGCUCAACCAGUGGCGCCGGUACGAGGCGCUGGGCGGGCAGCCGGCGGAGCGCCGCGUGUACAACACGCACGACUACAACUGCCACCUCUGCGGCGUCAAGACGUACCGGAAGCGGGUGCGCGCGCUGCCCAUCAAGGAGUUCCCGUUCCUGGUGCAGCGACGGACUGAAAAUUCACUGCUGUUAGAGAACGGUGACUACGCCGUCGUGUGUCUAGAUUGUUACGAGAGCUUAAGGACGCAGGCGGCGGACUACGAGCGGCGCGGCGUGCCCGUGGACAAGCGCGAGUACAACUGGCUGCAGCAGCCGCCGCCGCCCGAGGACUCCGCCGACGUCACCAUCGCGCGCCUGCCCUCCGGGGACAGGUCCGACAAGCUGAUACCGCAAUCCCUGGUGCUGCAGCGCGGCUCCAGCAAGCGGCACAGCCCCAAGCAGGCCGCGGCGCUGCUGGCAGACCGCCGCCUCACCCCCAAGCUGGAGAAGGCUUCGGACACAGGGCUACCGAGCAGCAAGAUCCCGAAGCGGGCUGAUCUCGCGCCGAACAAAGGCGGGCCCUUUGCGGCAGCCCUGCGUACUCUAGCGAAAAACGCUGGCCCCGAAGCAAAGGACGGAGGUGGAGGCGGCGUCCCGAGCUCGGAGACCAAGGACAAGCCCCCGCCGGCGCAGCAGAAACGAGCCUCGCCCCACCACCUGCCGACCAGCGGCUUCCAGCCCUACAGACCGGACGAGAGAUUAUCGCAUCCUGCGGCGCCAUCGUUUCCACUGUUGGAGCCGUCUGCCUAUUCGCCGUACGCCCACCCCAGUCUGUAUUCUAGCGCCGCCCUCCAAUACAGGAUAGCAGCAGAGGAGCAGAUGUACUUGGAGCGGGUGUUCCGCAGCGGGGUCGGGGUGGGCUGGCUGCCGCCCUACGCGCUGUACCCGCCCCUCGCGCCCCCGCUGCCCCUCGUCCACCCGCACGCGCACGCACACGCGCACGCACUGCACGACGAGCGCGACAAGGAGAUCGCGCUGCAGCGGGAGCGGGACAGGGAGCGAGAGCGGGAGCGGGAGAGGGAACGAGAAAGAGAAAGAGAACAACGCGAAAAAGAACAGAGAGAACGCGAGCGCGAGCGAAUGCACCGGGAGAAGGAGUCCCGCGCCCGGGAGGCCGUGCGCGAGGAGCAGCGGGCGCUGGCGGCCCUGCACGCGCACCCGCACCUGCUGCCGCCCUCCGUGUACUCCCUGCCGCGCCCGCUGCUGCCGCCGCCGCUGCUCUACCGGCCCGCCUACCGCCCCUACCCGCCCUACGAGCCGCGCCCGCACCCGCCCGCCGAGCCCGCCCGCACGCCCACCCCCACCGCGCCCGCACCCGCGCCCCCCGAGCCCGCGCCCUCCCCCGCCAAGCCCGACGAGCCGCCAGGUGAGGAGCCCGCGCCCGUCUGACCACCACAGCGCUCGGGUGUGUGACGUCAGCGCGCGUGACGUCACGGGGCGCCACCCGGACCUACACCCGGAAACUCAUUUCGUGAUCGUUUUAUGAAUAUAAUUAACAAAAAAAUCUUUUCAGUUGAAAUUAUUCUAAUUUAUCGAUAAGUGUAAUAUAAUAGUGUUUAUACAUCGUGCUCGAUAUUGUUAUGGGGACACGUCUUCAUCUCGCGUUACAUAAUGGCGAUAGUUGAGUAACUUUUAAUAAAUUUAAUAAAACUGAUUACAAUAACAAAAAUCUAACAAAGACUGUAGGAUAUUUUUGUUACCAAAAACGAAUUACGUUUGAUUCUCUGCUAAACUUUAGUUAAGAAGUAGAAAAAUUUCACAGAAAAUAAGAAAUUAAAUUUUUAAAAAUAUUUGUAUAAAUAGAAAAAACAACAGAAGCUAUGGACAUGUACAUUAUCUUACAUAAUAAUUAAAAAUGCCUCUAAAACAACGAAAUUAAAUAAUUACAAAUACCUAAUGAACACACUGCCGUUUUAUAUACUUCAAUUACUAUUUACACAAGUAAGGAACUAUUGCAACAAAUUUAUUGUCGUAUAAAAAUGUUUUUCUAAUGCGAAAAAUAUUUUUAUGAAAUCACUUGUUUGUUUAGUCCUUUGCAACGAAUUGUCGGUCGCGUCCGGAAACGUUGAAGGCGUGCUUCUGACAAGCGUACAGCUAUAUUGUCGUCUUGAUGAUUGCGACAGUGUAAGCCACAGGGCCCCUCGUGCCGUCCCCCUCAACCCGAUCCCCCCGGUCCCCUAUCCUAGGUCCCCUCUGCCCGGUCCCCCCUCGUCCCGAUCCCCCCACAUCCCGGUUCCUAAAAGUCUAAUUUUAUUAAACAGUUUUCUUGUCGACUAUCGAAACUGCUUUUUCUUAUUUAAGGAGCUUGUUUCCUUAACCGCAGAGUUCACAAUCGUUAUGGCAAGUGUAAACAUCUGCCACACGCGCCUUACGCUGUCGCCAAUCGUCUGUUGUUUGAAUAUUAUGGUGAUUUUGGCCUAUCUGUGUAUCUGUGUACUCGUAACGAGCGCCGAGUGUUGUGCUGCCAAUAGAUUAUCGAUUUUGUUUAAUCGAUAAUGUUUUUUUUUGUAUUUGUGCGACGCAAUACAAUGUGUCGUUGAAUAUGUUGUUAUGAUUUGUAAUUAAAAUGAAGAUGUACACGUAUCUAUCUACACGUCUCUCUGAACCGACGGCGGUCGGGUUGAGUAUUAUUAUUCUGUUAUCGAUAAUAGAUUUUUUAUUUGAAAAAAAAAAAAAAACUGCAUUACAUGAAUAAAAAAUCUUUGAUCGAUAAAGAAGCACGAUAUAAAAAAAAUAGGGUUAUUUUAAUAAAAAAAAAGUAAUUCACUACGCUUAUAGUCAUUUCGAAAUUGUGACCGCGAAGUAAGUAAGGGUGCGCGCGGACGACGCUGCCUGGAGCAUCGCGCCGCCGCCGCGCCGUGUGUAAUGUACUUGUGUAUAAAUAUUAAUUAUUAAUUAUAAUAGUCCCGUCGUUUUUGGUAUAUAAUUUUAAUGUAUUUUCGCACUUGAUCAUGUAAUUAAUAAUAAUAAUAAUAAUUUGGUAAAUCGAUUCCCGAGAACGAAUCGAUACAUUGGCUUUGAUACUUACGGAUUUUAAUCGAUGUGUUUAAUCGAUUUUGUUUUUGUAUUCGUUCGCGGCUCUAUGUUAAGUCGUCUGAUGUUAUAUAUCUAUAUUGAACUGCGUUUGUGAUAUGAGGUGCCGCGGCAGCACGCGACGCAGCAUCCGUCGAGCUAUUCAUUAGGUGUUCAAAUAGUUUUUUUUGUAAUGUUUUUUUUUUUUCGUUUCGCAUUUAUGUACGCGGACGUGCGGGUCGCGGCCCGUGACGUCAUGUAAAUAUAUAAUUUAAUAGUUAGAUACGAUGUGGACAAUACCUAACAAGUGAAUGAGAUGAGAAACCUGAUUUUAUUGAGAAUACAUUCAAUGAAAUUAAACAAAAAA